This is a messenger RNA of [Candida] anglica, 3793 nucleotides long. The record is from the annotation of a GenBank genome assembly. Lineage: Eukaryota; Fungi; Ascomycota; Pichiomycetes; Serinales; Debaryomycetaceae.
AUUGAAUACACGAUAAUAAACGUAUGCUUGAAUAAUGCUGUCGCUAUUCAUUGGUGUAUAUAAGGCAUUGUACGAUUAUUCGGCACAGUCGGAAGAGGAAUUGACUGUUGAAACGGAUGAUUUGUUGUAUUUGCUAGAAAAGUCUGAUAUCGAUGAAUGGUGGAAGGUUAAAAAGAGACAAGUUGCAACUGGAGACGAAGAAGUUGAAGAGCCAGUUGGAUUAGUGCCUUCCAAUUACAUUGAACCGGCACCGGCAAUCAAGACGGCUGUUGCAUUGUAUGACUAUGAUAAGCAAACUGAAGAAGAAUUGUCAUUUAAAGAAGGUGAACGUUUCAAUGUAUACGAUUUGAAUGAUCCAGAUUGGUUAUUGGUUGGCGAUUUCCAAACUCAAACUCAGUUUGGGUUUGUUCCAGCAAACUAUAUAGAAUUAGAAGGUACUGGAGCAGAGGCUCCAAUGACACCAAUUGCGCAACAACAACCACCACAGUCCUUGCCUCAGACAACUACGGCACCAAGAAUUCCAAUUGGAAAUUUCGCACCACCUCCUCAACAUAGAGACAGAGCUUCUUCUUCCCCCGCACCUGCACCUGCACCAGUACAAGCUGAAAGGGAAAUUGAAAAUGUAGAAGGCGAAGAAGAAGUAGCUUCCCCAUAUGACCACAGAAGUCCAAUUAAGCAAAACAGACCUCACCACUAUGAUAAGCCUUUACCUGUGCUCGAAAAUGUCAAUGAUGAUGACGAUGAUGCUCCUCCACCUAUGCCUUCAAGACCAGGUCUUGGCACACAAACACAAUCAUUUUCUUCUGCUGCUGGCACACCUUCAAGACACCUGACGGUUGACGAUGUUCUGGGAGAUACUCCAGAACAUAGCUUUGAUGGUGAAUUCUUUACGUGGUACAUCAAUGAAGUUGAUGGGAGAAGGAAAAGAGCUGUCACUUUAUCAGUCGGUCAGGGUUUGAUUAUCUUGAAGCCAACAGAAUCUAGCUCUAAGUUGUCUUUAAAAACUGCUUCAACCAUUAACCAACAAUGGAAAAUUAGAGAUUUAACGGAUUUCAGCAAUGAAAAGAAGCAUGUGUUUUUAGAAUUUACUCACCCACUGGCUUCGAUCGAGUUACACGCUGGCAGUAAAGAUGUAGCCGAAGCUAUUUUGUCAAUUAUUGGAGACUUAAAGGGAGCAGAAUCAGCAAGAGGAUUGAGAGAAGUAGCCAGAGCCGCGGAACCAUCUACCAAGAAUAACAAGAAGAUCGGAAGACUUAUGUACGAUUUUGUUGCUCAAGGAGAUGACGAAUUAGCCAGUAAGGAAGGUGAUGAAGUAUACGUUAUCAAUGAAACCAAAUCUAAAGAUUGGUGGAUGGUUGAAAACAUUGACACUGGUCGUCAAGGUGUUGUGCCUUCAUCUUACAUCGAAAUUGUGGGCAGUUCUAACUUGGACAAGUUGACUGAACAACCUCUGCGUAAGAAAUCUACCAAAAAGACGUCUAAGGGAAGGGUUGUAGAAAAUAAGGAAAAGGAAAAGAGAUCUAGACAUCACCGCACAAGAGAUGAGCGUGAUAGAAUCAGAGAAAAUGAUAGAAUCCAAAGAGACAAGUCCAGCUCUAAGUCUCACGACAAAGAACACGAUAAAUCCAUGCCAAACAUCCACAGGGUUAGAACUUGGAUUGAUAGUUCAGGAUCAUUCAAAGUUGAGGCCGAAUUUUUGGGUUGUGUUGAAGGUAAAAUUCAUUUGCAUAAAACAAAUGGUGUGAAAAUUGCUGUGGGUGCUACUAAAUUGUCACUUGAGGACUUGGAAUAUGUCGAGAAAGUUACUGGGACUUCAUUGGAAUCUUAUAAAGAGGAAGUUUCAAGACAGCUUGCUAAACAAGCUAAGGCUGCUUCCAACAAACAAGCUGCUAAGCAAAGUGGAGUCUCGACCAAAUCUGCAGCGGCUGUUAUCAAUGAUAUUCCUCCACCUCAGCCAUCUAGACCAAAGGCCACUUCAACAACUGCUGUCACUGAACCUGAUUAUGAUUGGUUUGAAUUUUUCCUUUCCUGUGGUGUUGACAUUGGUAAUUGUCAACGUUAUUCCCUUAAUUUCAGUAGAGAGCAAAUGGAUGAGAAUGUUCUUCAAGAUAUUUCUCCUUCAUUGUUACGUACAUUAGGGUUGAGAGAAGGUGACAUUUUGAGAGUAAUGAAGGCUUUGGAUGCUAAAUUCAAUAGAAAGAGUGCUGCUUCCGACAAUGGAGCAACAGGAAGUUUGUUUACCGAACCUACUGGCGCAUUGAAGAAUAAUAAUUCUGCCAUUGAAGCCUCCAAGGUCAAUGCGAGCGCAUUACCAUCUCCAAUGAAAUCUGCUGAACUUCAAGUUCCCUCCAGUAAUGGUACAAAGUUUGAAGAUGAUGCUUGGGCUGUUAAGCCUGCUGCUAGAUCGAGCGAAGACCUUUUGAAAGCGCAAUCUCCUCAACCAGAAAGCGGUGCGCCAAAAUACACUGGAUCCUUGCUGGAUUUGGUCAACAUUAAACCAUUAGAACUGAAUGCUGCCCCACCAGCAGUACAGACGCCACAAAGGGCCCAAGAGCCAAGUGCUCCAGCCUUGACUCCAGUAAAGACUGGUACUUUGAUUCAACCAGGUCAACAAUUUGCAGUACAAAAGAGUGGUACCGGUGUAUCAACCCAACCAACUGGAAACUUCAUUCCAGUUCAACAAACCGGUGGUUUAGUUCCAGUUCAGAAAACGGGAGGAUUUGUUCCAAUCCAACAAACUGGUGGCUUUAUUCCAGCGCAACCGACUGGAUUCAUGCCAAUUGCAGCACAACCUACUGGAUUCAUGCCAAUUCAAGCUACAGGUGGCUUGGUACCACAAAUGACCUUUGGAAUCGUUCCAUUACAAACAGGAGCAACCACCUUUACACAGCAAAAGACUGGAGGAGGUAUGCCAACUACUUCAUUCGGACAAGUUCCACUUCAAACUGGGGGAUUUGUUCCAUUGCAAACUGGCAAUGUCACUAUUCCACAAACCAGCUUUAACCAACUCUCUAUGCAGAGAACUGGGCCACUAGUACCUGUUCAAAAGACAGGGGGCCAACCCACAGGUGGAGUUAUGCCACAAACUAGUUUUGGACAGAUCCAACCAGUAAUGGGUGGCCAGAUGACUGGAGGAAGUGUUUAUACCACUCCAUUUACUAGUCAACAACCUACUGGUGCUCUUAACCAAUUCAAUCAACAGCCUACUGGUGCAUUUGGCCAAUUCAACCAACCACAACUUGCUCCUACCACAUCCUUUGGUGGUAACAUGAACCCAUUCCCACAACAACAACAGCAACCUCCUCAAAACACUUUUGGGCAAUUUCAACCACAACAAACUUCUUUUAACCAAUUUUCCCAAAUGCCACCUCAAAAUUCAUUUGGAAACAACCAAUUUCAACAACAAAUGCCACCACAAAACUCUUUUGGCCAACUGGUAAAUCAAUUCCAACAGCAACCAUUCCAACAACAGACUCAACCAUUCCAACAGCCAAACAUUGGACAGGUUACUAACAUGUUCCAAAACACUGGAAUUUCAGGAGCUCCACCUCAACAGCAAUUUCCUAACACUUCAUUUGGUCAGCAGCCUCAGUUUGACUCGUUUAGUCCACAACCACUUCAGUCUCAACCAACUGGAGCUGGGUUUGGAAAUUCUCCUUUACAAGCUCAACAGACCGGUAGAGGCAGAGCCAACUUACAAGCCGCUACAGCUGAUAACCCAUUUGGAUUUUAGGGUACUAAUUACGUGUGCUCUCACGGUAUAUGUUUUCUUUUACAUGUAACAUUAUAUUCC